AUGACAGAUCGCGGCACCCAGACCUGCCAGGGGUUUGCGGGGCCGGACCCGGCGCUCCUGGAGGUGCUCCGACGACUGGCGACGACGCUGGACGAUCUCAGGCCGUUCUUGCGCGCCCCCCAGCCGCCACUCCCGUCCCCCGCCGCGUCGCCUCCCGAAUUAUUGGACCCAAGUAUCCGUAUCCAGACGAACAACAAGGCAAACGUGCUCCGGGAUACGGUGCCGGUGGUGCCAACAGCAGGCGAUAUCCUGAGAUGCACCGCGCCGACCGCGGCUCGUCUUCGCGAGCUCGUCACCAUGGUAAGCGAUGAGCGCAACUUGAAAGGGGAAUCGCGGGCAUAUUGCCGGGCGGUGUCGAAGCUCGCGGCGUUUAUGGACUGGGAGCCGCAGGCCUUUGGCAAUCUCGAGAUGAGUGGCGAUGAUGGGGUCCUGUUUGACUGGAGACCCGACGGUCGGACGUGGCUGCAGGGUGCCGCUCACGAUCUGGGCGCCGAUGGCUAUCCCACGUCGACGUCGAUUCUCGACGGACGAGGCAUGCCGGGGUCGAUAGAGCGGCCCGCCCAUGGGAAGACCUGGCUUCUUCGAGUGCCGUACCGAUACCACAUCCCCGCGGACUACUUCCUCUUCACCGUCAACCUCCUCCACCACGCCGAGCGCGCAUCUUUCCGUGGGGUUCUACUCGAGACCUUCGGGCAGCGCAGUAGUGGUCUAGACCGUCCAGCGCGUGCCUGGAGACUGCCCACUCGGCUCGGCUCGUUGGUCCCCAACGUUGCCGAGGUCCUGGUGUUGCAACUGCACCUGCGAUUCUUCGUUUGGGAACCGUCUGAAGCGCGCAGAGACGUUGCCGAUGCCGGGUGUCGCCCCUGGGUGCUCGCGAGAGGGAGGGAGCGCGUGAAAUUGAACUGGCUUCAUGACCGCGGAUUUCUCAUUGAGAAGGCCGUAGCAGUCUGUGUGACCCUGUACCUCACCCGCGAUGCCCCCUACACCAUCCUCGCCCUCACCGACACCGACGAGCCCGCCCAUCCGGCCCACGGAGUUCCCGAGACCGGCAGGCAAGCGUGGGAGGCCAAUGGGAUUGUUCCCUCCGGGCGGUGCACCGGCGUAUCGCAUUUUCUAGCCUUGUCUCUUUCGGCCGUCGGACAGUGGGAGGCGGGAUGGAAGGGUGCGUUGGGCACCAUCGACGGCAUGGUUACGGUUAAUUUGGGAGACACGGUGAACGACGAGGUAUGGGGCAGCUACCUGUUUGACGAUUCGUUUCGGGUCUCGAGGCUCUACUUCACCAUCCUGGAAACCCUCCGGGUCAGCCGCGGCUGGGUUACGGAUAUGGUCGAUGGUUGGGACAGCCUGCGCGAGCAAUGGACGCGGGAGGUCCGGCCCAGCGAGAUCUUUGACGAAGCCGACUGGCGUGCCGCCGAGUUGGGCUGGGACGCAGCCACCAGGAUCGUCCACGCGAAAGCCCGGCUUCUCAUAGACCGCAUCGACCGGAAGGCAGAGGAGAUCAAAGGCCUCCGAGACGGGCUCUUCAACGCGACAUCGCUCCGCGAAGCGACCAAGGGAAUCGAGCUGAACAGGGCCGUCUACGUCUUCACCGUCGUCACCGUAAUUUACACGCCCAUCAGCUUUCUGGCGACCUUCUUUGCUCUGCCGUUCUUGAACAACUCUGGGGACGACGUCGACAUCGGCGUCCCUCGCGGCUUCACAACCUCCUUCAUCGUAGUUCCUCUCGUGACGUACCUCGCCUCCUUGGCUGUGGCCUGCUACUUCCACGCCGGGGCGAGGAGAUUUCUCUGGGCGGUGGCCAGCAAAAUGUAUAAUUUGCCCCGGGAGGCCGUUCGGUGGGUCAGGUCAGUAAGGGACUCGGAGGAUGGGUACUGGUACUGA
Chaetomium fimeti is the source of this 1881-nucleotide messenger RNA. RefSeq lists its product as uncharacterized. Gene Ontology annotation, cellular component: membrane. Gene Ontology annotation, molecular function: metal ion transmembrane transporter activity. Bases 1 to 1881 code for a protein of 626 amino acids. Lineage: Eukaryota; Fungi; Ascomycota; Sordariomycetes; Sordariales; Chaetomiaceae. The transcript has 6 exons. The record is from RefSeq and is a predicted model, not a curated record. Gene Ontology annotation, biological process: transmembrane transport; metal ion transport.